Molecule: messenger RNA, 1707 nt
Organism: Cuculus canorus (common cuckoo)
Lineage: Eukaryota; Metazoa; Chordata; Aves; Cuculiformes; Cuculidae
Gene: GRWD1
Product: glutamate rich WD repeat containing 1
Molecular function (GO): protein binding
Source: RefSeq, a predicted model, not a curated record
GGCCGGAAGUGUGGCAUGGAGCUACCGGAAGUGAGUGCAGUGGCGGGCGGAAGUGUGGCAGUCCUAGACCGGAAGUACUGUCUUGAAAGCGACAGACCGGAAGUGCGGCAGCAACCAAGAGGCGGAGCAGCGGCCAAAGACCGGAAGUGUGGCAUGAAAAGACCGGAAGUGCCGGUGCCUCACGCGGCGAUGGCGGCGCGGGGCUCGGCGCGGCGGCUGCGGCCCCGAGGGCGGCGGCGGCGGCGGGAAGGGGGACCGCGGGGAGGAGCGGGGGAAGAGGAGGAGGAGGACGGAGCGGGAGAGGGGCCGCAGGUUUACGUGCCGGGUUUGGCGCCGCCGCUGGAGCCGGACGAGGAGCUGGUGAUGGACGAGAGCGCCUACGUCCUCUAUCACCGCGCGGGAACCGGUGCCCCCUGUCUGACCUUUGACCUCAUCCCGGACGCUCUGGGGGAGGGGCGGGAGGUGCCCCCCCUCUCGCUCUUCCUCUGCGCCGGCACUCAGGGACCCACGGCGGCCGCCAACAGAGUGCUGGUGAUGAAGAUGCAGAACCUUCACGGGCUGCGGCGGCACCGGGACGAGGAGGAGGAGGAGGACGAGGAGGAAGAGGAGGACGAGGAUGAGGAGGAGGAGGCGCGGCAGCCGCAGCUGCUCCUGGCCAUGGCGCCCCACUUGGGGGGCAUCAACCGCCUGCGGGUGGCGGUGCUGGGCGCGGGGCCGGUGGCGGCGCUGUGGUCGGAGCUCGGCGAGGUGGAGAUCGUGGACCUCGGGGGGGCCCUGGGGGUACUUGGGGGGCUGGAGGAGGGGGGGGCGCCGGGGGGACUGGUGAUGCGCGAGCCUGGGGCGCUGCCCCCCCUCCACACCUUCCGAGGCCACUUGAGCGAAGGCUUUGCCAUCGACUGGGCCCCCACCGUGCCCGGCCGCCUGCUGAGCGGGGACUGCCGGGGGGCGCUGCACGUGUGGCGCCCGCACGAGGCCGGUUGGGCCGUGGAUCAGCGCCCGCUGCCCGGGCACCGCGGCUCCAUCGAGGACCUGCAGUGGUCGCCCUGCGAGGAGUCGGUGUUCUGCUCCGCUUCCGCCGACGCCUCUGUGCGCGUGUGGGACGUGCGCGCGCCCCCCCCCCGCGCCUGUCAGCUGACCGUCGAGCGCGCGCACGACGGGGACGUCAACGCGCUGAGUUGGUGCCGCCCCGCCCCGCGCUUCCUGCUGAGCGGCGGCGACGACGGAGCCCUCCGCGUGUGGGACCUGCGGCGGAUCCAGACGGGCAGCGCGGUGGCGACCUUCAAGCAGCACUCAGGGCCGGUGGUGUCGGUCGAGUGGCACCCGAGCGAGAGCGGCGUUCUGGCGGCGGCCGGUGCCGACGACGUCCUCAGCCAGUGGGACCUCGGGGUGGAGCGCGACCCCCAAGUGGGGGGCGAGGAGGGGCCGGCGGCGGCGCUGCCCCCACAGCUGCUGUUCCUGCACCAGGGCGAGCGCGAGCUCAAGGAGCUGCACUGGCACCCGCAGUGCCCGGGGCUGCUGCUCUGCACCUCCCGCAGCGGCAUCGCCGCCUUCCGCACCAUCAGCGUCUGACCCACAGGUUGGGGGGCGCCCCACAAGUGUCAGCAACCUCCCUGCGCCAUUGGCUGAGGAGAUCGGGGACCCACGAGUUGGGGGCUGAGAAGAUCAGGGACCCACAGGUGCUGCCCCCCCUGCACCAUCGCCACCUUC